Molecule: messenger RNA, 7799 nt
Organism: Chionomys nivalis (European snow vole)
Lineage: Eukaryota; Metazoa; Chordata; Mammalia; Rodentia; Cricetidae
Gene: Ablim2
Product: actin binding LIM protein family member 2
Exons: 20
Coding region: 146-2212 (688 amino acids)
Biological process (GO): lamellipodium assembly; cytoskeleton organization
Cellular component (GO): actin cytoskeleton
Molecular function (GO): actin filament binding
Source: RefSeq, a predicted model, not a curated record
GCUGCGGUGGCGCUGCAGGCAGAGGGUACUGUGCUCUGAGCCUCUGGCCACAGGAGCGCAAAGGAUCCUGCAAGCGCCGCACCUGCGGGCCCAGUUGUCGGGCUGUCGCAGAGCGGGGACCGCCCUACUAGGAGCUGCCGCUGACAUGAGUGCAGUGUCACAGCCCCAGGCUGCUCAUGACCCCCUGGAGAAGCCAGCCAGCACGGCGAUCCUGUGCAGCACCUGUGGGAAUGUGUGCAAGGGUGAGGUGCUGCGCGUGCAGAACAAGUACUUCCACAUUAGGUGCUUUGUGUGCAAAGCGUGUGGCUGUGACCUGGCUGAGGGUGGCUUCUUCGUACGACAGGGUGAACACAUCUGCACACGUGACUACCAGCGGCUCUAUGGCACUCGUUGCUUCAGCUGCGACCGCUUCAUUGAAGGGGAAGUGGUGUCAGCACUUGGCAAGACCUAUCACCCUGACUGCUUCGUGUGCGCUGUGUGCAGGUUGCCCUUUCCUCCUGGGGAUCGUGUGACCUUCAAUGGGAAGGAGUGUGUGUGCCAGAAGUGUUCCCCGCCCACGACGCUGGGCAGUAGUGCUCACCUGGCCCAAGGCCUCCGGAGUUGUGGGGGCUGUGGCUUAGAAAUCAAGAAUGGCCAAGCCCUGGUGGCUUUGGACAAGCACUGGCACCUGGGCUGCUUCAAGUGCAAGACUUGUGGGAAACUUCUCAAUGCAGAGUACAUCAGCAAGGAUGGGCUGCCCUACUGUGAGGCUGAUUACCACACCAAGUUUGGCAUCCGCUGCGAUGGCUGUGAGAAGUACAUCACAGGCCGCGUGCUGGAGGCCGGGGAGAAGCACUACCACCCUUCGUGCGCGCUAUGCGUCAGGUGCGGCCAGAUGUUCUCAGAGGGCGAGGAGAUGUACCUGCAAGGCUCCUCUAUCUGGCACCCGGCAUGUCGGCAAGCAGCCAGGACUGAAGACAAGAGCAAGAUGCACAGCUCUGUUUGCAGCCAGCCCUGCCCGGGCACCCUGCCCUGUGCCUUACAGGAAACCAGGACUUCCUCAGAGAGCAUUGUCUCCGUGCCCGCAUCAAGCACGUCGGGGUCCCCAAGCCGUGUGAUCUACGCGAAGCUUGGCGAUGAGAUCCUGGACUACAGGGACUUGGCUGCUCUUCCCAAAAACAAAGCAAUCUAUAACAUUGACCGGCCCGACAUGAUCUCCUAUUCACCCUACAUUAGCCACUCGGCCAUUGGGGACAGGCAGAGCUAUGGCGAGUCGCCUCAGUUGCUCUCACCAACGCCGACUGAGGGGGAUCAGGACGAUCGGUCCUACAAGCAGUGCCGGACCUCCAGCCCCAGCUCUGCUGGCUCCGUCAGCCUCGGGCACUACACCCCAACAUCACGGUCACCCCAGCACUACAGUCGCCCAGCUGGUACUGUGAGUGUUGGUACCAGUAGCUGUCUGUCCCUGUCCCAACACCCAAGCCCUACAUCCGUGUUCAGACAUCAUUACAUCCCCUACUUCCGAGGCAGCGAAAGUGGCCGUAGCACCCCAAGUCUCUCGGUGCUCUCCGACAGCAGGCCUCCUUCCUCUACCUAUCAGCAGGCGCCACGCCACUUCCACAUCCCAGACACUGGCGUAAAAGAUAACAUCUAUAGGAAACCCCCUAUCUACAAACAGCACGGUCCUGUAGCCCAGUCCCCAAUGUCCAAGCUCUCUGACCUGGUGUCAGUUUUGUCCUUGGUGGUGCAGGAGGCAGGGCGCUCCAAGAGACGGGCAGGGCUGAGCCCACCGCAGGCUGCAGCCACCAGGCGAUUGGAGGUGGAGGACAGCAGCUUUGAUCAGGACAGCAGGAAGAAGACUACCUGGCUGCUUCUCAAAGGGGAUGCAGAUACCAGAACAAAUUCUCCAGAUCUGGACAGCCAAUCUCUGUCCCUCAGCAGCGGGGCUGAGCGGGAGCCUCUGCCGAGGAUGCCUGGGGACAGCCUCUACUCACGCUUCCCUUAUUCCAAACCCGACACUCUCCCAGGACCCAGGAAGGAUGGCCUGGACCUCCGGGUAGGUACUUGGACCCUCCCCACCUGUGGGGCACUAACCAUCACUUGCUGCCUACCUGCACUUGUCCCUAUGGCUUUGUGGCAGCCAGAAAAGACAGGAAUCCUGCUUGCCCAUCUGCCUUUGCCUGAUGCUCUGCCCCAGAUGCUGCCACUGGAGCCUUUUUCUCAUCAAGAGUAACAAGACUGCACCUGGCCAUACUCUGGCUUCUCUCUGCUGUGCCCCGGAAGCCAGGGGGAGAUGUAGGUCACCCGAAGUGACUAGGACUGCUUUGAGAUGCUCUUCAGCCUCACCUCCUUCUCUAGUGGCUAGAUCCAGCCAAAUCUGGAAUGUUGGAGUGUUUCUGUGCCCGUGGCGCCAUAACUAUCCCAUGUCACUAACGUGUGGUCACUAGGAACAUGUCCUUUAUUACCUUUCUAAUUUCAAGUCCCAUGAAUGCAAGUGCAGGAGGCCUUCAGCCUGCCACCCCAAAGAGAGCCUGGCAUGUGCCCUGGUCCAGUGCCCUUCAUGAGAAGCCUAUAACCAUGUUGGCUCUCAAAGAAGAUCUGUAGGCUGGGGUGUCCUAAUGAUCCAGAACCCCCAGGCCUCACAUAGGCUCACAGCUCCAAGAGAAUUUCCAUCACCCAGGGAGCUUUUCCUAGUGUCAGGAAGUCUGUAUAUAAAUCAAGACAAUUCACUUAUCAAGAGAAUCAAAUAGGUGUGUGUGUGUGGUGCUGGCGUGGUCUUAUCAAAAUGUGAACUCAGGGCCAGCUGUCUGAAAUAUGCUUCUCUCUAAGGCUAUGGGACGCUCCCAAGACCAGGGAGGCAUCGCCAGAGGCUGCAGGCAUCCUUUGGGACUAGCUGUUGAUUUCCUCCUUUUUAUCAGGCUCUGAUUUACUGUGUUUCUGUCCAAGACCCAGCCUCAGGGUGUCCCCCAUACAGAUGCCUCUGCAUGGAUGGAAUCUAAAGGAUCAUGGCUUCCCCUCCCAUUAACUUCUCUUCCUGCUCCGGAAUGGACCUUGCAUGUUGCCUGCUUCGUUGAGUUAUCUCCAAUGGAAUUUAUUUUCCACAGGGACAGCAGAGGGCUAGAAACCACACAGGACUCCUCUGACACCAGAUGUCAAACCUUCCACUCAGAGUCAGGGCUCUAGGGGCUGUGGGAGCCCUGUCUGUCUUUCUAGAAUGUUCUCUUUUUAUCUGGAACAGUUGCUCUUUAAGCAAGGGGCCCUCAGGUGCCAGUGACCUGGCUUGAUCUAGCUAAUAUGUCCCCCAGCUCAAGCAAAGUUCUGGGGUUUGCUUGGUGAAUGGAGGGAAGGAAGGACACUAGACUGUCUGCAUGCCCAGCCUGUGUCCAGUCAACCCUCUGUGAGAACACAUAAAAGACGACCCCCUGGGAGAGUCUCAGCCUGCCUGUGUCAACGAUGAACUUUGUCUGCAGAGGUCAUGUUCUCUACUGGCUCCUCCUAGUCCAGUUGUAAAUAGGUGGUCUGGACCCUCGUGAAUCCAUCUUCUUUCCAAAACUAUUGUGAACAUCAUCUUAACUCUGCAGUACCAUGAGGCAGGCCUUACGUGAACAUGGGAUGGAGAGUGAGCAGAUCUGAGCACCCUGGGCUUGAACUCUGAGAGCCUCAAAGGUGGAGUCCAUCCUCACAAGACUUUCCACUUGGCCCUGGGAUCCUUUGUCCCCUGCCCAUGCUCCUGCUCAUUCUCACUCCUUCUAAUACUCGUGUGCACUCCCCCGUCUCUUCAGCAGAAGGCUGGCUAUUCACUUACCUGAGCAGCCUUUUAUAGCCAUGCCCAGCAGCUCAAGUCUGGCCCCUCUCUCUAGAGUUCCUGCAGUGCUUGCCCACAGACAUUUGCCGGUGACCCGCAGUGCCCCAGAAUCAUUCACUGGGUGCUUUGCUAUCAGAAAGGAUUCAUGUGUGUGUGGAGGGGGGAGCCGUCUAAGUCAACGCACAGAUUUAGUGAGACCAAAAUCCAAGAGAUGGAGGCCUCCAGAGAACAUUCUAUCGAAAACAAACAAAUGACAGUAUCUGAGAAAAGCUGCCAAAGCAUCAUCCAUGUGUCCCAGUAGUGAGAGCUUGAUAGCUGUGAUCAUGACUUUUAUAGUUUCUCAUCUGAAGGGGCAGAAGUCCUCCUGAGUCUUGAUCUGAGAGGAGUUUGUCACAGACCUAGUGACCCCUAGCAUUGUACAUGCCGAGAGUCAUGAGAAUGCCCUGAUGCCCAAACCUGCCGCAGGAGGACGAUGCUCAUAGUCCAGCAGGCUAGCAGCUGCCUGCUGCAGGUCCCCCUGUGAAUGACACAGGAAUGAUUGACAUGUGCCACCUGGCCCAUCAGUAAGAUAAUGGUGACUGACCACCUGAAGGUCCUUGUGGCUGAUCCCUGGAAGAAGCCCCGCUUGGAGAAAUGCCAGUGUUACCUGUGAAGAGAAUAGAUUAUAGCGUAAAACAAAAACAACACAAACAAACAAAAAACCCAGGCUGUCAGGUUGGUUAGAAAAAUAGUAUCGUAGCAUGGCAUUAUAAGAUACACACUGAAAAUGUGUUCUUCGUUAGAAAUGGUAAGAAAGAGAUGCUAAAAUCACAGAUGGGAGGCGGGAGUAGAGAUGCUACAGCAAAGUGAAGUUAAGUUUCAAACAAAUGAUACAUGAAGAGGGAGCAGAGAUGCGGAGAGUGCCAGUCUUCCAGGCUUACUGAACCAUGGCAGAUCUCAGAAACGUAAAUGUACCAAACAGCACAGCGAUCACAGGCAAGGCCGACAGGCACUUUGCAUGUUCUUAAAAUAAAACAUAGGUCUAGUAAACAAGAGUCUCCCAAACACACCUUUAAUCCCAGCACUUGGGAGUCAGAGGCAGUGGGUUAGAGGCCGGCCUGGUCUGUAUAGAAAAUUCCGGGAUAUUCAAGGCUACAUAGUGAGACUCUUUCUCAAACUAUUUAACUUUAUAUUUUUAAAGUCUCUGUCAGGAGGUAGAGACAAGAGGACCAUAAUUUAAAGCCAUCUUCAGCUCUAUAGUGAGUUCAAAGCUAACCUGGGCUCCAUAAGACCUGUCUCUGAGAGAGGCAUGGUGGGGGCGGGGGCUGCUAUGUGACUAUAGAUCUUCAGCUGUGGUCUUGGAAAGAACGUGUGUUUGAAUUAGACAGCCCUGAACUCCCAGCCGUCUUGAGGCAAGUUUUGUAACUUUCGGAGUCUUUAUUUCCUAGAACUCACCAGGGUGGAGGGGGUGGCUCUUAUAUCUGAGUGAUUAUGAGAACAGAUCCAGCUGUCAGAUCUUUUCCCGAGCUCUGUAGCAUGGUUUCCACAUGAGUCAGGACUUCAAAGCAAACCCUCGUGCCCUCUUCUGCACCAGCAUCUGCUGAGUCAGACAGUUCAUUCCUACGUGGCUUUAGCAGGAAAAUCACAGCCGCCAGUGUGGGCGGCUAUGAUCUCACUCCUACUAGCGGUUAUAGUGUAGUCUCAGGAAAGCAAAGCACAUGGACUGAUCCUCCUACAGUCCUGUGCAUUUUCUGUGUGAAUUCACCAAGGUUGCUUGACUUCUCUGAGCCUUGUCUGGAAGCCUGAGGGGGCUUCCCACUUUGUGGGGUGCAGCAAGAUAGGAGACUGUGUCAGUUGAGCUGGUAAGUGCCCCGUUGGGGAAGACGAAUAGCAUGUCACCUCUAAAAAUCCCGGUAUCUCAUUGAGAACACACAGCAGUUAAGCAGGGUGGGGCCAAGCAGUACAGUCUUGGGCCGUUUCUCUGUUGCUGGUCCACACAUACAGGUUAACCCAAGACUUGCUUGCGCUGAGUGUUCUGUAGAGCCACAUGGGGCAUAGAUUCCAUUCUUUAUGCUCUAGACCAAGAUUCCUGUUCCUCCAUUUGCAGGAUGACCCACUUCCUAUCUUUCCUCUCUUUCCUCAGACCUAGAAGGCUUGAGGAAGCUUGCUUGUUCUGCUUGGAGGUAUUGGCCUGGAGAGUCAACUGUUUGUGAUACAAGAUUCCAAACACUAGGUGGCAGCAUUCACCCUUAGCGCCAGUCAAUCUGGGCUGCAAAGGUUGGGACCAGGCAGACUGGCCUCACUGUGCCAAGAGGCUCUCUGAUGGACAGGUGUGCCUAAGGUGCCAGUCUGAGGCUGAGACAAUGUUCCCAAGAGCUGUUUUUAAAAACUUCUAAGGGUAAAUGGUGAGAGGUCAUGGAGAGUUAUUGACUCAUGCAAAGACACCUGGCCAAGGAUGCAGGGCUUAGGACCCAGAGAGGCAAAUUACAGUUGAACCCGAGGAUGGAAUCAUUGAAGUACAUCACAUGUUACUGCAGUGGUGUUAGACCCAAAUCUACCUGACUUGGUAGGGAUUAAAGGUGCACCUUUAAUCUCAGCACUGGGAAGGCAGAGACAGGGAGGGGUCUAUGAGUUUGAGACCAGCCUGGUCUACAUAGAGAGUUCCAGAACCACCAAGGCAUCUCAACAAACAAAACGAGAGAGAGAGAGAGAGAGAGAGAGAGAGAGAGAGAGAGAGAGAGAGAGAGAGAGAGAGAGAAUAUCCAAAUCCAUGUCCAAAAGUCCAUGAUAAGCCAAAUAUCGAGAUUUUAAAUAAAGGCCUGCUCCAAUCCUCUGUUUUCAACACUCACCCUCUCACCAGUUAUAGCCUGCUGGAUCCAGCUCUGAGGCAGGAAGAAGGUAAUGUCAUAUCUCUGGGCCUCUGUUUCUCUGUUUCAGAUGAAGGAUUUUAGCGUGCAGGGUCCCUCUGCUUCCACAUCCUCUGGGAUGUGUAGCCCGCUCCCAGCUUGCCCCCCAGCUUGUCGUCUGCUGUAAGGGCCAUCAGAAGCAGCUCCUCUUGUAACUGUAUCUGUAGAUGGAGCACACGGUGCCUCUACCUGCGGUGCUCUGCUGAAAUGCAAUCCCUGGGCCCGGUUUCAAAAACUCUGCCCAGCAGCUCUGACCCUGUUUCAACCCCUGGACUGCGCUGGGGCCUGGGGUAAUGUCAGGCAUUCUUCAGGGAGCUCAGCUCAGCCCACAGGUCUGGUACAGACAGCAGGUAUGGCGGGGGCAGGAGUCAGACAAGACAAGGGUGGUGCGGUGCGGGGCGGUGCUGCGGGUGGUGCACCCUACAGUGGCGGACCUCUAUAGACAGAGAGGUAGCUUGUACAUAUGCAUUUUCCAAGCGGACAGAAGAGAAAGAAAGAGCUUCAAUGACCACGAUGGAUGCCGCUUACAUGACAGUUUAUUAAUGACAGCAGGUGACAUCCCCUACCCCCAAGAAUGUCACUUCUUGGGUAUUAAUGUCAGAACAAGGCCUCUUUGUCCAGGGUACCAGGGACUUCUGGACACCAGAAUCCUUGAUGAUCCCGGAGUUGUGGGAAUGCCUAUGGUUUCCGCAGAGAGGCAGAGGCCCCUCUUGUCUUGGAGCUUUGAGGUGCAUGGACAUUGGCAGUCUGGGCUGUGUAGUUAGGCUAGGCACUGGGGACUCUGGGAAUAGAGUAUGGAUGAUGCAUAGCCCCCAGGAGGAAGUGGCCAGAAAGUGCCCCUUUGCUGUCUUGUAGGCACAGUGUGACUGUGAUGACUCUUGGGUCUCCCUAGAGUAUGGGUACUCUCCUUCCAAAGCUCACCUUUACCAUCUGUCUGUCACUUAAACCUGCCAAACACCCUGCUCCUCCAGCAGUGUGAGAACCCAGGAAGCUCUGGGGAUGUCUCCAAGCCUCCUACUGCCUGCCCCCUGCAAACUGCCUCUUGCCGGCCUCUCUCUCUCUUUCUCUCUUCCAGAAUGCCAACCUGGCCCCUUGUGGAGCAGACCCGGAUGCCAGCUGGGGCACGCGAG